Molecule: messenger RNA, 894 nt
Organism: Amyelois transitella
Lineage: Eukaryota; Metazoa; Arthropoda; Insecta; Lepidoptera; Pyralidae
Exons: 6
Coding region: 28-846 (272 amino acids)
Molecular function (GO): N-acetyltransferase activity
Source: RefSeq, a predicted model, not a curated record
UUAAAAUAAAUUGGAAAUUGAAAAGAAAUGAAUUCUUCGAUUAUCUUGGCGAACCUUUCUAAAUCAUUGAUAUUUAAACAAUUAAGAAAAUGCCACAGUGUUUUUGGUUAUAAAGAUAUUUUGAGCCCGGAGAAGAAUUUAGAAAAGUUCUCGAUAUUGCCGGUGAUAAGCGACCAGCAUGACUUGGCGAUGAAGUUAAUAAAGCAGUACUGCCUCAGCGAACACGUGAUGGUGAAGGCGAAGAAAAUGGAUUUGACCAACGACCGGGCACUGGAUGAAUACCUCGUUGGUAUACUUAAACAAGGUAAUACUUUACUAGCAAAAACUGAUACCGACGAAACAGCCGGCAUUUGUGUGUGCUUCGCCAGCUGCCAAGUGGACGCCAGGAACCUUCGGACUUAUGCUUUUUACCGACAGGAUCCAAAUACAAAAGACUUCCUAAACUUUACUGCGAAACUACAGGAGACUCCAAACCUGUGGGAUGUAUUUAAACAACAAAAAAUAUUCGAGAUAAAAAUGUUAGCGGUACUCCCACAAUUCCGGCGGCAAGGAUUGGCCGCCACGCUGGUGGAGAAAGCCAGGGAGUCUUCCCUUGAUCAAGGAUACAAGAUCGUAAGGAUGGAUUGCUUGAAUCCUUACGACUACAAAAUCGCCGAGCGAAACAUGAUGACCUGCAUAGUCAAGUUUCCUCUUCACAAACUAAGAGGCCCCAACGCGCCAUUUGUAAAACGCAACUCGAAACACAACUGCCUGGUCAGAGUCUACGUCGACGCCCGGACAGACGACAACCCGGACAGAACCGCCCUUAAGAAGAGGCAGGCUGACCUUGAAAGCCUCAUUGAGUGAUGUUCGUACUAAUAAAACUUUGUCUGGUAGGUCUGUCUAUCACAUUUG